This is a messenger RNA of Salvia splendens (bonfire salvia), 1311 nucleotides long. RefSeq lists its product as uncharacterized. Bases 1 to 1311 code for a protein of 436 amino acids. The record is from RefSeq and is a predicted model, not a curated record. Lineage: Eukaryota; Viridiplantae; Streptophyta; Magnoliopsida; Lamiales; Lamiaceae. The transcript has 2 exons.
AUGACGAGCCAGUUCCUAGUGUGGAACGCACAGGGUGUGGCGAAUGCCCGCACCAAGAGGCAUCUGAGAUAUCUGAUUUGGGAACACAAGAUUUUGUUUGCAGCAGUGAUUGAACCACAGAGGACACCGCCAGCUCUAGGAAUGAACUUUCAGGGCCUUCGGUUUGUGGGAUCUAAUGAAAGUGGUCACAUUUGGAUACUUGCUCAUGAUGAUUGGACAGUGGAAGUGGUUGAUAACUCUAGACAGGCUCUCCACGUUAAGGUCUCUGCCGCAGUUUUACCAUUUCCGAUCUGCAUCACCAUUGUCUAUGGGCGGCAUACGAGAGAGACGAGACAGGAACUGUGGGAAAAGUUAGGAGACAUCUCGCUGACUAUGGAGGGCAGGCUGUGGAUAGUGGGAGAAGACUUCAACAUGUUCUUGACCAAUGAAGAGAUGCAGGGGAGUGACACAGACAGACACAGAGAUAUGAUGGAUUUUGCCAAUGCUAUUGCCGAAUAUCAGCUGAUUGACCCGGGUUUUGAUGGCCCAAUCUUCACGUGGCACAGGGGGGGGCUUUGGGAGCGGUUGGACCGCAUAUUGAUUGGAGAGCAUUGGAUAUCGGUUUUUGCCACGACGCGAGUGACACAUCUGACGAGAUUUAGCUCUAAUCAUGCACCACUUUUGGUGAGAUGUCAGUUCUCUGUCCAGACCACAAGACCGGCCUUCAGAUUUCAGAAUAUGACCAAGAAGUUCUUAAAGGUUUGGAACAGAGAGGUUUUUGGCAACAUCAUCCAGAACCUAAAGGAUGCAGAGCAGGCAGUUCUUGAGGCACAGAUUUUAUAUGAUACUGACCCGACCCCAGCACAUAAAGCCGAAUUUAGUAGAGUGUCUGUAGAGUUCAUCAUCACAGCCAAAAUGGAGGAAGAAUUUUGGAGACAAAAGGUGGCGAUUAGGUGGGCUAGUGAUGGAGAAAGGAACUCCAAAUUCUUUCAUGGCUGGGUCAGACAGAAGAUAGUUAAGUCGAGGAUACAUACGGUUGAUUUUGAGGGGCAUGCACUGACGAUAGAGACCGAGAUGAGGGAGUCGGCGGCAGCCUUCUUUCAGCAGCUUCUGACAUCGAAUGUUGGGGAACUUGCAGAACCUGACUUAUCUCUUAUCCAUACACUCCCAGACUCAGUUGAUCAGGAGGCUUUGUGUUCGGCGCCGCAGGAUAAGGAGGUUAGAGAUGCAGUUUUUGGGAUCAGUGGUGAUAGUGUGUCCGGGCCGGAUGGGUUGUUGUUGGAGACUUCUUCAGUGGGGCUUUUAAGCCCCGAAGUUUCACGGCGACCAUGA